AUGAAGAGAAGUUUCGAUGCCUACGGACCUGCAGGAGGAGCUCCAAAGUUUGCGCGCUCUGGCCCAGUUGUGGCGCUGAAGAUGCUGGUGUCACCGAAAGAAGCAGGCACUUUGAUCGGCAAAGGUGGUAUGACGCAGAAGCAGAUCUCCGAUAUCACAGGGUGCAAACUUCAUCUCAGCGGCAUGAAUGAGCUGUACCCCGGAACUCAGAUGCAAGAGGUUUGUGUGCGAGCUGAGCAUCCUGACGCCGUGUCGAACGGAGUCUUGCAGAUCCUCUCGAAGCUGUCGGAAGAGACAGGCAAAGUCAUGGGUGGUGAGUGGGAGGUCGAAGAUGGCGGCGCACGAGUGCAUUUCAUCGUGCCGACUAGUGCAGCCAGGAACAUUAUCGGCAAAGGUGGAGAGUACAUCAAAGGACUACGGCAGGCAUCUGGAAUGAAGGUGCACAUCGAAGAAGUGGUGCUUGGCAACGGGGAUGCAGCAGAGCAGGUCAUAUCUCUGGCUGGUCCCUUGCUAAACAUGCAGACGGCCUUGCCCAUGAUUUUGGAGAAGGUAACGGAGCUUUCCGCACAACCAUGGUUCGGCACUUGGGCCUACAGCUGUCUGGCUGCGGGAGGAGAUGUGCAGGCCAAAGGAAAGGGUGAUGCAGGCAAAGCCAAGGGCAUGGAUGCAGGUUACAAGGGUGGAACUAUGGGCGGCUACAAUGGCUACAAGGGUGGUGGUUGUGCAUAUGGCUACGCCACCGAUGCUUAUCAAAAGGGCAAAAGCAAAAGAGACUCCUUUGACGGCGGCUUUUCAGGCAAAGGUGGAAGAGAUUAUCCUACACACGGAACUGGAGCUGCAGCAACGCAGGAGAACAUAGACAUGCUAUCGACAGCUGUUUCGGCCAUGCCUCCCAGUCUGGCUAGCGCCGGCGACAGAUCGCAGGUCCUGCAAUUCAAUUGCUCAGCAAGUUACGUCAGCGCGCUUAUCGGCAAGGCUGGUAUGGGCACCAAGCAAAUCGCGAUUACAACAGAUACGAAGAUCAUGAUUCGGGAGAUCGAUGGCAACCAAGUCGAAAAGACCGUCGUGAUAAAGGGAAAUGCGGUCAAUGUUGCAUCAGCCAAAUUGAGUAAGUUCGAGGUAGAGCAAUUGGUCCUUGAGCAUCGUGGAGGGUCCAACCCUGGCGAAGUGUUGCCACGCGACACGCGUGCCUGUGCGCUUUGCCCCGGUAUCAGCCCAAGCGACUUUCGCUUCAGUGUCCUGCCAGCCGGUGUCUCGCAGCACAAGCGUGUGGAUAGAGACAUGACCGUUGUGGCUAGCGUGUCACACCAGCUUAUCGCGGACUACAUCAAGAACCUGAGGACGAUUGAAAGCCUUCACAGCCAGUACUUCGCAAUCAUCGGGCCAAGAACCAUUCGCGAGCGCUUGCAUCAGGCCCAGUCAACGCGUAAAUGCGGCAUUCUGGUUGGUACGGACACAGCUACGGAUGCUCGAACCAGCACCAGACUGAUAGUCGAGUGCCGUCGCACGAGACGCUGGCAGACUGCGAUUGGAUUGCUGCAGGCCGUGCUGAACCGUCAGCUGGAAACGUCUGUUCACGUACAUAGUGCGAUCGUGAGCGCAUGCGAGCAUGCUACAUGGUGGCAUCACGCUCUUCAGCAUUUCGUCUCAACACGGAGGGCUCAUGAGCUGCAGCUUGACGCCAUCAUCUUCAGCGCGGCCAUUUCUGCCUGUGGGAAGGGUUCUUUGUGGCUAUCGGCACUAGCCAUGUUGGCAUCGAUGACGAAGCAGCAUCUCCUAGCCAAUCAGGUGACCUAUGGUGCCCUCGCCGCAGCCUGCGCAAAAGCGGCAACCUGGAGAGCAGCCACUGCCAUCCUGCAGCAUGGUUUACAGCAAGAUCAGACAGGCCUCAUCAUCAACAGUUCUGUGCUGAGUGCCUGCGAGAAGUCCACGGCGUGGCUGGCAGCUGUUAGCCUGAUCCGGUCACUCGCUGCCAGCACUCGGUUAGACAUGAUUGCCUUCAGUGCUACAAUUUCAUGCAGUGAAAAAGCUGGACGAUGGCUCCAAGCUGUGAACAGCUUGUCCAGGUUGUUGUUGAGUGGUAUUUCUCCGAGCGUCGUAACGAUGAAUGCCUUGGUCAGCGCCUGCGAGUGGAAUGGUCAAUGGGAGCGGGCUUUGGUGAAGCUCACUUUGCUAAGAAGGCUACUUCAGCCAGAUGUCGUGAGCUACACAGCCGCCACAGCAGCGUGUGGUGCAAGCGGCAAGUGGCUAGAUGCCAUGCUGCUGUGGGCAGCCAUGAGUUCUGGUGGAGUGAUCCCGAACAUAGUCAUGCGCAAUUCGCUGAUCAGUGUAUGCGAAGAGUCUGGGCAAUGGGAGAUGGCAUUGCACGUGAUCGAGCGCAAAACGCCGCUUCGGGCCUACACGACUGAAUUCGAUGGAAUCAAGCUCUGCAUCUUUUUGGGUCCCUCUUGCAGCGGCACCAGCAACUGCAGCCAACCAUUGUAA
This is a messenger RNA of Symbiodinium sp. CCMP2456, 2484 nucleotides long. NCBI's taxonomy places the organism in Eukaryota, Dinophyceae, Suessiales, Symbiodiniaceae. The record is from the annotation of a GenBank genome assembly.